Molecule: messenger RNA, 7280 nt
Organism: Acanthopagrus latus (yellowfin seabream)
Lineage: Eukaryota; Metazoa; Chordata; Actinopteri; Spariformes; Sparidae
Gene: hspa12a
Product: heat shock protein 12A
Exons: 13
Coding region: 449-2416 (655 amino acids)
Source: RefSeq, a predicted model, not a curated record
UCGACAGCAGCAACAUUCCUGACCAGGACAUCAGUGAAUGCGAUUGGGAGGGGCGGACGGAGCAGCAGCAGCAGCCUGGGGUCUACAUCCUCUCUGCAGAGAGUCACUGCUCCCCCACCUCUAACACCUCCUACCCUAAAUCUUCUCCAUGUGUUUUUAACGGCUUUUUCAAGGAACCGGAAGCGGCAAAACGAAGUGAAGUUGAGGGGGACACCGCGUUAGCAGCGUGCUGGCUGUUCUUGUUAGUAUUUCUUCCUCCUUGCCCCGGUAUCCCCAGUAACCAGGAAAAUUGCUUGGUGUAGCUGUAUCGGAGAGAAGGCUCGGGAGGAGGUGAAACUGCGGGACAGGAUGACUGAUAAAGACACGGCGACAGAGAACAUAAUAACAGGUCUGAUAGUGGGGCAGGCCUGACUGAUUAUCACAGAUGAGACUGCAGUGACAAUAUGCAAUGGCUAAUCCUUCUCCAGCAAAGAGCAUGGGCGACCCUGGAAUCACCCCUCUGUCUCCUUCACACACUCAGCAGAAUGACACAGACCAGGUACCAUCCGGGCCAUCCUUUGAUGUGGUUGUUGCCAUUGACUUUGGCACAACGUCCAGCGGUUAUGCUUAUGCCUUCACUAAGGAGCCAGAGUGUAUUCACACCAUGAGGCGUUGGGAAGGCGGGGAUCCUGGUGUGUCCAAUCAGAAGACUCCAACCACGAUCCUGCUGACUCCAGACAGGAAGUUCCACAGUUUUGGCUAUGCAGCACGUGACUUCUACCAUGACCUGGACCCUAGCGAGUCAAAACACUGGCUCUACCUGGAGAAAUUCAAAAUGAAACUCCACACCACUGCAAAUUUGUCCAUCGACACAGACCUCCACGCAGCCAAUGGGAAGCGUGUGAAAGCUCUGGAUAUCUUUGCAUAUGCAUUGGCCUUCUUUAAGGAGCAAGCACUAAAGGAGCUGAGUGAUCAGACAGGUGGUGAGUUUGACAACAAUGAUGUGAGAUGGGUGAUCACUGUUCCUGCCAUCUGGAAAAUGCCUGCAAAGCAGUUCAUGAGGGAAGCUGCCUAUAAGGCUGCUCUGGUGGCCCGGGAAAACCCAGAACAGCUGAUCAUCUCCCUAGAACCCGAAGCUGCUUCAAUUUACUGCCGCAAACUCCGCCUCCACCAGAUGGUGGACCUUGGCACCCACACCACCCAGAACGGCUUCAGUCCCACUGACAACGUGGGGAGUGGAAUCACCCAAGCAAAGGAGCAUGUUCGGCGCAACCGGCAGAGCCGCACCUUUUUGGUGGAAAAUGUCAUAGGGGAGCUUUGGUCGGAGCUGGAAGAAGGUGACCGCUAUGUGGUGGUAGACUGUGGUGGAGGAACAGUCGACCUGACUGUCCAUCAAAUCCGUCUUCCUGAGGGACAUCUAAAGGAGCUCUACAAGGCCUCAGGUGGUCCCUAUGGCUCUCUUGGGAUUGACUAUGAAUUUGAGAAGCUGCUGUGCAAGAUCUUUGGCCAGGAUUUCAUUGACCAAUUUAAGGUCAAGAGACCGGCAGCCUGGGUGGAUCUGAUGAUUGCGUUUGAGUCUCGGAAGAGGGCAGCAGCCCCAGACAGAACCAACCCCCUCAAUAUUAACCUGCCCUUCUCCUUCAUCGACUACUACAAGAAGUUCAGGGGCCAUAGUGUGGAACACGCUCUCCGCAAAAGCAAUGUGGAUUUUGUUAAAUGGUCAUCUCAGGGUAUGCUGAGAAUGAGCCCUGAUGCCAUGAAUUCCCUCUUCAAACCCACCAUAGACCACAUCAUUCAGCAUCUCACUGAGCUGUUUGAGAAGCCAGAGGUCAGCAACAUUAAGUUCCUGUUCUUAGUGGGAGGUUUUGCAGAGUCUCCCCUGCUGCAGCAAGCUGUCCAGAACAUGCUCCAGGGCCGUAGCCGCAUCAUCAUACCCCAUGAUGUUGGCCUCACUAUUCUAAAAGGUGCUGUGCUGUUUGGCCUGGACCCCAGCAUCAUUAAAGUUCGCCGUUCGCCCCUCACAUAUGGGGUGGGGGUCCUCAAUCGGUUCGUGGAGGGGAAGCACCCACCAGAGAAGCUGCUGGUGAAGGACGGCACACGCUGGUGCACCGACGUCUUUGAUACCUUCAUUGCUGCCGAUCAGUCUGUGGCACUGGGUGAGAUGGUAAAGCGGAGCUAUACACCAGCCAAGCCCUCACAGCAGGUCAUUGUCAUUCACGUAUACUGCUCGGAGAAGGAGAGUGCGGCAUUCAUCAGCGAACCCGGCGUCAGGAAGUGUGGGACACUACGCUUGGAUGUGAGUGGAACGGAAAGCACGGCACCACGGCGUGAGAUCCAGACGCUCAUGCAGUUUGGUGACACAGAGAUCCGGGCCAUGGCACUGGAUGUGUCCACAGGACGCACUGUCAAAGCUAGCAUUGACUUUCUAAGCUGUUAAGAAGGGAAUAAGAGCUAAUGUUACAAAAUGGCUGAAUGCAGUAGAGAUGGGUGGGUAACUGUGGGUGGUAGACAUGUUCACCUUGAACCCGUGCUGACAUUCUACUGUAGAAUCUGUGCCUGCGUCUGAAAUCACUCAUUCAUUUGUUUGCAAUUUUGUGAUGCUAUCUAAAUGUAUAGUGAUAUUUACUUGAACCUAUAUAAUGACUCAAAGUAUGCCACAAUACAUCAUGAAAAGUAGUGUACAACUAACUAAGCGCUACACACCAUCAUGCAUUGUGGGGAAGGGGGAAAUGAAUUACCCUGAUGGUGCCCAAAAGUGUUUUUAUUGGAAACUCACCAUACAGUCCUCUAUAUAGAACCCCCUUGGUAGUGAGUAGGGAGCAGUGAAUGAGUGGGUGAUUUUGGACACAGUCGUGUGUUUCAGGUCCCUGUAGUUAGCUGAGGAACUCCAUAGUGUUCACACAUUGAUACCAAACCCAUAUACUCGGUCCUGAAGGCUACAGCUUGUAAAGGCAGGUUUAAGAUCUCCUGGAAGGAAAGAUUAAGGCUUCUACACUGUUGAUAUUUGAUCAUUUCUCAGCCUUGAUCAAGUGCAUCUCUACAUACUUCACUUUCUCUAAUGAUUUCUGUCACAUUACAGAGGGUCAUUGUAUAGCUGUGCACUGUAAACUACAUUUUGAAUAUAAAAAGGUCAUAAAACCUUGUCAUCAAGCUUGGAUGGACUUCAUACUGUUCAUGUUCAGAACUUACAUCAGGUCCACCUCACUCUAGGUGUCAAUUUUACACCAGUGGUUUUGCACAGUGUCCUAAUACAUACAUACUACAUUCUCCAAAGCAUAUCAUUUCAUCUCAGAUUGAUUUUAUACAAUCCAGAAAGCCAUUGGUAAUAGAAAUCCACUGCAAUCAUGUUGUCAGUUUUUUUUUGUAAUCAUUGCAUAGUUGACUAUAGGACAUUUUUGACCACUUGAGGGCUGUGAAACAAGCUGACAUCCACAUAUUCUCACCUUCUAAAGUUAAUAUGCUAACAUGUUAGCAAAAUGACUGUUUGCAUUCAGGAAACAUUGAGCACCAUUAACACUGUUUCAGUGUCAUGUUCGUAUCCACCACAAAAAGUCCAGUAGUUACUUUAUUUUGAGAUCUGUUUUUGGUUUCCUCCAACACUGGAGAAAGAUUUCUGUCUCUGUAGCUGCUGAAUGCUUCACUUGGUCACCAACUAUUCUUUAUCAUUGUCUGCCUGCAGUUUGGUAUGGGGAACAGAACAGACCUGAUUCAGUUUUGUUGUCAAAGGUCAAGGUCACUCAUCGCAUCCCAUUCUUGUAAAUUUAUUUACAUAUAUAUUCUAGAUAUUUCAGAAAUGCUUCAAUGGAGUUUCCUCAAAGUUUGUGGUGAAAGGUCACUGUGACCUCACAAAAAACAUUUUUGGCCAUAACUCAAGAACUCAUACAAUGAUUAUGAUGACAUUUACGGCUAACGUGAUGACAUUUGACAUCCAAAAAGUCAGACAUUAAAUGCACUGUGACAUGAUGAUAUGCCCCUAAAAAUGUUUGGCCCAUUAUUCAAUGCCACAGCUCAGGAACAGCAACUUGACUGGUACGCAAAAGCAUACAACCAAAAGGCUGUGAUUCUAGUUUGAAUAGAAAUUAUAAAUGUACUGAUAUUCAACCAAUGUGGUCAAUGGCAAGUCAAUAUAGAACUGCAUGCUUUAGGGAAUAACGCAAAGUACAUUGGAUCUUUAAUAAAGAGGCUACAUCAAACAAAACCACUUUAAGAAUAUCCACAGUUCCAUCUGUAUCCAAGAAUGUGAAAGAUGCUGCAGGCUAAAUCUGAAAAGCAAGUCCAGCCAUCUAAUGUGCUUAAUUGUUGCCUUGAUUCCUUUAUGCUCCUUUGAUUAUUAAUUGCAGACUAAACGCCACUUGCCCACUUGGAUAUUUUCAAUCCAAGUGUGACACAUGAUGGAGUAUGGUUAUAUAUGUAAAUACAGUAUUUAAUAAAUAUUGUAGAGAUUUCUAGCAUUGUUUCAGCAGCUUUGGAAAUGUGUGUGUGUGCACGCGCGUGUGUUUGUGUGCUUUCAUGUGGACAUCUCUCAACCUUUUUCUUCUCACCAGCCAUAACGAGUGGCCGAGGCAGCUUUGAUCGCUGUACUCAUUUGAGUGGAGGGAUUGUUCCUCUUUUCUUUUCUUUUCUUUUCUUUUCUUUUCUUUUCUUUUCUUUUCUUUUCUUUUGCAAUCACAAAAGAAACUUGAAUACCUCCGUCCUUAAAAAGCAUUUCAAUGAACAAGUCUACUGUUAGUUUUGAAAUGGUAGCAGUAUCUGAAUGUUUCCAGUGUCCCGUUCCAUCCCAACUGCAGUACAAGUGCUGUAUGGGUUUCAUAAUGUUUCAGUGAACAAAUAUAAAGACAAUACAUUCAACCUACUGCGAAGAACUUGAGCCAUUGAAUUUAACAGAAAUUGUUUCUGCGUUAAAGACUGAGACAUAGUCAGCAAUAAUAAAGUAAAAAGCCGUCUGUCCAGAUGAUAAUGAGGAGAGUGCCUAGUAUGUUUAAAAUGUGAUGAUGUCAAGAUUCACUCACCCUAUGAGUUCUCAUUCAAUGUUCUUAGCUUUAUCUAUAAGUGUGAAUUCAGAAGUAAUCACUGAGCAUCACACUGAUUCAAUGAAGGCCUUUUCCACAUGGAAGUGUUCAACAUGUCUGCCAAGCAUCCUCUGGAAAAAAAUGUUCUCACAUUGACCUAAAGGGGCACUGUAAGAACUUUCAUCCACCUCUGUUGGCAGCCAUGAGAAACUGCAACAACAUUAGUGGAAACAAUCUCAUUGCCCUUGGGCCAGUUUGUGGAUGUAGUGACCACAUCAUGUCAUGGGUACCAUAACUUGUGGCUAGGUUAAAGCAACAUUAUGUAAGAAUGAUGUAAGAAGAUUAUGUAAGAAGAACGUUACAUUAAGAACUAGCUACAAACAACUAAAAGUCCACUCUACAUCAAAACUCAGCACAUCAGGACAAUGUUAUGCAUGUGGUGACAUUUCUGUCUUGAAGAGAUUCGAGGCAGGGCAGACAGAGGACAUCAUAGGGAAAGACCAGAAACCAUUGUCUCCAUAAAAUAUGAUCCAGUUUCAACAAAAUCACUGAUGUUUGGUGCUGUGUGUGAUGUGCAGCUGUGAAGCACUACGUGCUGUGAUCCUGCCUACUCACUGAAGUUACAAGUGCAGAAACAAGCAAUAUGGAGGCUGAGACAGUGACACCAAUCAUCAUAUUACAAGUCACUGUUACGUUAAAAUGAUUUUGAAGCUGUUGUUUUUAAGGUAAAAUAGUUACAAAAUGAUGCUUUAAUCUAUGGAAAAAUGUUGUAUUGGUGUUACUUCUCAAUAGGUGCAAUAGCUAGUGUGACAGCUAAGAAUUUUGUUCCUGCAAAGGUGAACUCAGAGUCAGUUUGCUAUUGUCGACAGUGCAAAUUCAUGUGUGAAGGUCACAGUAUGCUUCAAAGUUUAUCUGUUGUUGGUUUUUGUAGUCUGGAUGCAGUGCAAUAAUAUGUACUGUUAGGGAACAGGAACCCCUCAUGAUGUGACAGCAGUAGAUUCCAUCACCAUUAAACACUGUGUCACAAAGCCAUGACUGUCAGAUUGGAAAGUUACAAAUAAUGUGUUUAUACAUUCACUUGAUUUGAAGCAUCCUGACAUCCUCAGAGUUCACCAAAGCUGAAUUUGACACAAGAGCACUAUGCAAACAAACUUUGCCUCCAUGAUUGAUUUUACUGAUUCUAUUUGAAUGUAUCUGAUCUCAUCUAUCUAAAUUAAAUUAGUCCAGAAUGUUGCUGUAGAUUGAUGCUGGUUUAACCCAACCCUUACCUUUGCUUCAGCAAAUCCUGCUGGGGCAAUCAUAGUUUGAAACCACCAGUUCAAUGUGUAACCACACACUUGUUAGUACUUAUUUGGCUUAAAAAAGGGCACAUUAAUGUUUCCAAGAUUUUGAUAUGUUGAUAAUGCGAUCUAAUAGCCAGUUUAAAGCAAUUUUCUUCUAUUCUUUAUUUGAACCGUGAAUCAAAGCUUAUCUCCUUUUUCAGUGUCAAUGUACAGAACUGCACACUGCUGUCUUCUGCACUCUUUCUGCAAUGCAUGUUUUGCAUGUGUCACAUAAGGAUGACUAAACAGCAACAAGUAACAAACAAGUUGAAUUCUGUUACUAAUACACAAGAUGAAGAUUUGUCACAAAUGAUGAUGAUGGUAGUGUUUUGUGGAAUAAACUGUGCUCCACAGUCUUCUCAAAGUGUUGGAGCCUGGCUGGGCUGUCGUAAAACCCUGCUGCUUUCUGAGCUGAUGUAGUUGAUAUUAAUGCUCGUAACUGAUGGCAGUUCAUCUCUGACUGCCAUAGCUGGGCGGCACUUUGCAUACUUUACUGAUAACUAACCUAAUAAUCUUUUAUUCUUGAUACAUGUCUCUGUACUCACAUAGAGGGAUAUACAAUGGAAGGAUCUAACAACACCAUGUUGUAUUGUUUCCUUGGUUAGAUGAUUACAAUGUCUUUUGUGGAACCUUUAGUAUCAUGCGAUGCACAUGAUGCUGUUAUGUAGCAGCUUUGUACCUAUGAUAAAAUUAUAUGAAGACAUGUUUAGCUGACAUUAGCGGUCUAUUCUCGUCAUGUGAGCUGCAUUUGACGUUUCAGUUAAGAUGUCAAAUUUUUGUGUGAGUCUCAAAUAAAGUGAUUCAGUAGGUUCCAUUUGGGGUUGCAGAUAACGCAAAGGAGUUGCUAUUUUUUUUUAUCUUGAGUUACUCAAAUGUCUUGUUCUCUUGCAGUUUUCCCACAGUAAUAAGUGUAUUUGGAUCAAUACCAGGCAUUCACUGUCACCAAUAAAAUGUAUAUGUAUUUAGAAGA